AUGGACAGAGUGUACCUGUACAUCCAGAUGCAGCUCUGCAGGAAGGAGAACCUGAAGGACUGGAUGGCUCAGCGCUGCCUCCCGGAGCAGAGGGAGCACAACCAGUGUCUGGACAUCUUCCUCCAGAUCGCUGAGGCUGUCGACUUCCUGCACAGCAAGGGGCUCAUGCACAGAGACCUCAAGCCCUCCAACAUCUUCUUCACUCUGGACGACGUGGUGAAGGUGGGAGACUUCGGCCUGGUGACGGCCAUGGACCAGGAGGAAGACGAGGACGAGCCGAGCGCCCUGACGCCGGCCCCGCUCCUGACCCGGCACACGGGCCAGGUCGGCACCAAGCUGUACAUGAGCCCAGAACAGCUCUCUGGAAACUCGUACUCUCACAAAGUGGACAUUUACUCUCUGGGUCUGAUCCUGUUUGAGCUGCUGUAUCCCUUCAGGACCCAGAUGGAGAGAGUAAGGACGCUGACAGAGGUGCGAGCCCUGCGCUUCCCUGAGGUCUUCUCCAAAAACAACGUGCAGGAGAUAUCAAGGUCUCUGGUCAUCAUCAGUACCCUGGACGGGCGGAUCUCUGCUCUGGAUCCUCACAACCAGGGCAGGAAGCAGUGGGACCUAGAUGUCGCCUCAGGGUGCCUUCUGUCAUCCAGCAUCAGCAAACCUGAGGUGUUUGGCAAUAAGAUGAUCAUCCCUUCACUGGACGGUGCCUUGUUCCAGUGGAACCGGGACAGGGAGAGUAUGGAGGCCGUGCCUUUCAGCGUGGAGUCCCUGCUGGAUUCAUCUUACCGGAUCGGGGAGGAUACCGUCCUGGUAGGGGGCAAAUCUCUCACCACCUAUGGCCUGGGGGCAUACAGUGGCAAGCUUCGGUACAUCUGCUCUGCGGUUGGCUGCAGUCGCUGGGGGGAGGAGGAGAUGGUGAGCGAAGACGUGCUCCUCCUGCAGCGUACUCAAAAGACAGUGCGAGCCAUCAGGCCCCUAUCAGGGAUGGAGAAGUGGAACUUCAGCGUUGGAAACUUCGAGCUGAAGCUCCUCCCUGAGACGUCUGGGAUGAACUUCCUGGAGGGAGAGGUUGCUAAUGGCGACUGGAGGGAGAGUCAGCGAGUCAUCACCGAUGAACCAAAAGAGAGAGAGCAGACGAAGAACCAGCAGAACCAAAACCUGGACGUCGUCAUCAAAGUGUCUGUUCCUGAUUGGAAGGUCAUGGCCUUCAGCACGGAGCCUGACGGACAGCUGGUCUGGGAACGUCAGUUCUGCACACCCAUCGCUUCGGCUUGGCUGGUGGGCGGGGGUAAAGUCACACCCAUCGCCCUGUUUGACGACAACGCCUACAGCAGCCAGUCGGAAAUGGAUGACGACGAGGAUGAGGAGACAAAGAGGGCAAGAGGAGAUGAAGAGUCCAGUGUUUACCUUGGAAUGUACCAGGGACAGCUUUACCUCCAGUCCUCAGUGAGGAUCAGUGAAAAGUUCCCUUCCAAAGCUAUCGGAUCGGACAUAAUUCCACUACCCACGGUCAAGUGGAAGCCUCUCAUCCAUUCCCCAUCACGGACACCAGCCCUGGUCGGCUCUGAUGAAUUCGACAAGUGUCUGAAUAAUGACAAGUUCUCCCAUGAAGAAUACAGCAACGGAGCCCUGUCCAUCCUUCAGUAUCCAUAUGAUAACGGUUACUACUUCCCCUACACCAAGCGUUACCGGGGGAAACGUGACAGUGCCAUAAUCAUUAUAAAUAAAGACGGGGCGGGAGGAGAGAGUCGUAGGAGGAAGGACCCCGUGCUGCUGCUGCCAUGGUGGAAGGAGAUCCUCGGCACCAUCAUCUUAUGCAUCGCCACCACCACUUAUAUCGUCCGAAAAUUCUUCCACCCCCCCGCCCCGGUGGCCUAUGUGAGGCAACGUAAGGAGUCGGAGACGCAGUGCCAGACAGACUGCAAGUUUGACCUUGAUGUUGUGGAAUCCAAAGAGCCAGUUGCUAUGGAGACCCGUUCCAGCGAAUAUGUGUCCAGGUACCUGACUGACUUUGAGCCGGUGCAGUGCCUUGGCCGCGGGGGGUUCGGCGUUGUGUUUGAAGCCCGCAACCAAGUGGACGACUGCAACUACGCCAUCAAAAGAAUCCGUCUACCCAACAGGGAGCUGGCCCGUGAGAAGGUGAUGCGAGAGGUGAAGGCCCUGGCCAAGCUGGAGCACCCGGGGAUUAUCCGGUACUUCAACGCCUGGCAGGAGAGCCCCCCCGAGGGCUGGCAGGAGGAGAUGGACCAGAGGUGGCUGAAGGAUGCCAGCACCACUGACUGGCCAAUGAGCUUCGUUGACCACAUGGAGGUGCUGUCGGUCAAAGUCCCGGUGUCCAGCUCCGUGUCUCCGGUCCCGGGCCCUGCAGGAGACGCUUUGGAGGUCUCUUCCUCUCAGGCCAUGCUCUCCAGCAGCACCGACGACGGAGACCUGUCCUUCCACCCGAUGCUGGGACACGACACCCUGACGUCGGAGAGAGACAGCCAGGCCGACCCCGACGCCUCGGACACCCCCAACUCCUUCGAGCUGUGUCCCCCCCGAGGCCCCAGCGACUGCACCUCUUCUUCCUUCGACAUCGUGUUCGAGGACUCGGGAUGCGACCGAGAUGCCGACGCAGAGACGGACUCGGUUUCCGGAGCAGCCAGUCCGAGUACGACCACGGAGAAAAACAGCUCGUCUUCAUCACACACCAGGAACCAGCAGGAAUCUGUCCCCACCACCUCUUCCUCUCCCCCCCGGCCAACAUCACUCACCCUGGCUCUCCCCACAACACCUCCAGCCCCCCGGCCCCAGCCCUCUCCCAAGCUGAGUAUGGUGCGCAGUAUGCUGUCCUGGAGCCCCAGCGAGCGUCCCGAGGCAGUAGAGAUCACAGGGACCCCCCUCUUCCAGGAGCUGGAGCUGCCAUGGCGGGUGGUGGUGAGGCAGCGCUCCCGCACCUACAGCGCCUCGUCCAUGGGCCGGCCGUCACGGCAGACAUCGUCUACCUGA
Messenger RNA from Notothenia coriiceps (black rockcod), 2982 nucleotides. It is a transcript of the gene eif2ak3, whose product is annotated as eukaryotic translation initiation factor 2-alpha kinase 3. The coding region runs from base 1 to 2982 and encodes 993 amino acids. Gene Ontology annotation, molecular function: eukaryotic translation initiation factor 2alpha kinase activity; ATP binding. Gene Ontology annotation, biological process: eiF2alpha phosphorylation in response to endoplasmic reticulum stress. The transcript is spliced from 19 exons. Gene Ontology annotation, cellular component: nucleus; cytoplasm. The record is from RefSeq and is a predicted model, not a curated record. Lineage: Eukaryota; Metazoa; Chordata; Actinopteri; Perciformes; Nototheniidae.